Messenger RNA from Drosophila grimshawi, 1021 nucleotides. RefSeq names its product transcription initiation factor TFIID subunit 12 (gene Taf12). Lineage: Eukaryota; Metazoa; Arthropoda; Insecta; Diptera; Drosophilidae. The coding region runs from base 265 to 840 and encodes 191 amino acids. Gene Ontology annotation, biological process: DNA-templated transcription initiation; RNA polymerase II preinitiation complex assembly. Gene Ontology annotation, molecular function: TBP-class protein binding; DNA binding; protein heterodimerization activity. Gene Ontology annotation, cellular component: SAGA complex; SLIK (SAGA-like) complex; transcription factor TFIID complex. The record is from RefSeq and is a predicted model, not a curated record. The transcript is spliced from 3 exons.
UAAAACACUUGCGUAAAAAACAAAUGUAAGUAAUUUGUGAUUCUUCUGCUCCUGUGAGUUGCGCUUGUUUCCUGCACGAUAAACUAAAAUGUGGCACCAAGCAAAAUAUGCACCAUUACAAUACAACAUAAACAACUGCAACGCUUUGGUUUCCAUCUAUUUGCAACACUCAAAACUAACUCGCAUUGCUUUAGUUAAAAUCACACAUCGAAUCAAAAAAUCAUAACUAAAUAUAUAUGCAAAAACGAAGAAGAAAACAAAGCAAUGUCGGAUCUCUUUACCACUUUUGAUAGCAACAGCGGCGGGCAACAGCACGAAACGACAACAACAAUAAUGGCCUCGCCCUCACAGCACAGCCCCAUGACAAACAACAGUAACUCAUCCUCACAGAACGGUGGCUCAACAUCGGCCCCAGUUGGUAGUGGUGGUGGUGGUAGUGGUGUUGGCAGUGGCAGUGGUGCGGGGGCAAGUGGUAAAAGCGCUAGCCACAAUACAGCAACUGGCGCUGAGAACACACCAAUGUUAACCAAGCCACGUCUCACGGAGCUGGUGCGAGAAGUGGAUCCCGCAACGCAGCUGGAUGAGGAUGUCGAGGAACUGUUGCUGCAGAUCAUCGAUGAUUUCGUUGAGGACACGGUGAAAUCGACAAGUGCCUUUGCCAAGCAUCGUAAAUCAAAUAAAAUCGAGGUGCGCGACGUUCAAUUACAUCUGGAGCGAAAAUAUAAUAUGUGGAUACCGGGCUUCGGAACCGACGAACUGCGUCCCUACAAGCGAGCCGCUGUCACUGAGGCGCACAAGCAGCGCCUCGCCCUGAUAAGGAAAACGAUUAAAAAGUAUUAGAAGUGCUUCGGGUGCUAAGGGGAGUCUCUAUGCAGGAUUGCUUCUUUUUAUUGCAAAGUUUUGGAAAUUACACUCCAUUUGAUUGAUUUGUAUGCCCUUAAGUUAAUAGAAUAAGCUAAAAAUACAACGGAUUUUAGCAGUAAAUGCAAUGAAUAUCAUCACUGCUCUACAAUAGUUUAAA